Molecule: messenger RNA, 303 nt
Organism: Peniophora sp. CBMAI 1063
Lineage: Eukaryota; Fungi; Basidiomycota; Agaricomycetes; Russulales; Peniophoraceae
Source: the annotation of a GenBank genome assembly
AUGCGUGCCUCCAUCUUCGUCUUCACACUCGCUGCUUUGCUUGCGCCGGUUAUGGCUAUCCCGCAUGUUGCGCGCGAAGAGUCUAGCAGCUCCGCUUCUGGCUCAGCCUCUGUCACCCCCACACCCACUGCAUCGGAAGGCGCAUCGCAGACGACGAGUCUCACCGGUGCUCAGGCGACAGAUGUCCUAGCAAACCUCACUCCUGCACAAGAGAGCAUCCUCAUCAAGAACUUGCUCAACGGCCCCCUUGGAUCGGCCGCCUACCCUGGUGCUCCGGCCAACGUAUCGGCCAGUGGAUGGUAA